Nomia melanderi (Alkali bee) is the source of this 1573-nucleotide messenger RNA. RefSeq lists its product as uncharacterized. The record is from RefSeq and is a predicted model, not a curated record. NCBI's taxonomy places the organism in Eukaryota, Metazoa, Arthropoda, Insecta, Hymenoptera, Halictidae. Gene Ontology annotation, molecular function: RNA binding.
GACGUUAUAUCGUAAAAACAAAGUACACUCAACACGUAGAAAAUUCUAUUCCAAAAUAAUUUCUGGUGUUGUAUAGAUCAUUGUUCAACUGUUUUUUUUAACAAUGUUACGUUUUACUUUCUUAAAUUAAGAUGACAGUUGAGUGACAUCUACGUUAUAUUUUGUCUUUGGCGUCAGUUCUAGCCUCACUGACACGACACAAGUUGUGGAGCAUUUGGUUUUAUAAAUUUUACAAGUAAUGCGGACUGAUUACAUAGGUAUAUUGAAAAACCAUACAUUAUUUUAUUACUAUUAACGUGUAAAAAUAGUAUGUGGUUAAAUGUGGUUCAUAAAGUCCAGUAAUUAAAUUGAAAUACAUCACAUUUGAAACAAUAUAACCAACAAACGCAUUGAAUUCAUUAUCAACAAAUAUUGUGAAAACGGUCCAAAAAUAUUUUUAAUAUAUCUAAGACAGUGAAAUAGUUUAUAGAAGUAUGGAUCAUGAAAAAUUUUAUGAUAAAAAACACGAUGGUUCAUACCUUGUACAUUUUCCAAACAAAGGAUUAACCACAGAUGAAGUUAAAAAUAUAUUUUCUUCUUAUGGUACAGUUGUGUCUGUAGACCAGCAUGGUGACACUUUUGGACUAUGUUUUGUACGAUAUAAAAAUUUACAAGACACUAUGCGUUGUCUUAACAGUCUUAAAAAUCAUCAAUUAAUUAAAAUUUUACCACACAAAAAGAAAAUUAAGAAUAAAUCUACUACUAAAAAUCAUAAACCUGUGCAAGAAAGAAGUGAAGACUCCUCUGCUUUUUCAUCUAUUAAUAAAUUUCUAAAACAGAACCAUUUAAAGAACAAAGACAUUAACAGAACAGAUAAUAAAGAUUAUCAUUAUAAUGUUUCACCUAGGUCAAGAAGAAAUAGUGAUGGCAAUAGUUCUACUAAGACAAUUUCAUCGUUGAGACAACUGCUAAAGUCAAAACAAUCGGAAAGAUCAACAUCAAGCACCCCAAUUUCUGUAGAAUGUCUUGAUAACAGCUCAAGUACAAUAGAAGAUUAUUUUAAUGAAAAUGAAAUUCCAUCUUUGAUUUGUAAUAAUCAAAGGUUUACAAACCAUAAAUAUGCUCAAAAGACUCCACACAUUAUUCCAGCUCAAGAAGUUAUUAUAGCUAAUGUUCAUCCUGAAUUGGGAUCACCUGAGAUAUUAUCCUUUUUUGAUGAAUAUAAGCCAAUAGCGACAUCUCAGAUAUUCCACAUACCUAACAUUGGACUAAGGUAUUGCCACAUAUAUUUUGAAUCAGCUGAACAAGCAGCUGUAGUUGAAAAAAAAUUUGAUAAAUAUUUGUGGAAUGGGAAGACCCUUAUUGUAUUAAGAUUACAUGUAUUAGCUGAACAAGCACUUUUAAUGUAAAUGAAUCUUCAUUAUGUGUAAUAUUUGUAAUGUUAAUUUAGAGCUUUUCAGUGUUAUAAGAAUUUGUAAAUAACGCACAUUCAAGAAUUGCAUUGUACACUUUCUUAAAGACUUUAUAAGACGUAACAAAAUAUAAAUGCAAGAAGUACAAUAAAUCCCUUUUUAAAAAUAAAUGUGUAUUUCCU